Molecule: messenger RNA, 978 nt
Organism: Debaryomyces fabryi
Lineage: Eukaryota; Fungi; Ascomycota; Pichiomycetes; Serinales; Debaryomycetaceae
Gene: ARA1
Product: D-arabinose 1-dehydrogenase (NAD(P)(+))
Exons: 1
Coding region: 1-978 (325 amino acids)
Cellular component (GO): cytosol
Molecular function (GO): aldose reductase (NADPH) activity
Source: RefSeq, a predicted model, not a curated record
AUGCCAGAACAAAAGUUAGCUACAGACGUCUAUUUCGAUUUGAAUGACGGUCAUAAAAUUCCUGCUUUGGGUUUAGGUACAGUUCCCCCUGAAGACAAAUCUGCCGUUAGGGAUCAAGUUAUUACGGCCGUUAGGUCAGGAUAUCGCCAUAUUGAUGCUGCGUGGUACUACGGUACUGAAAAAUAUGUUGGUGAAGCAUUGAAGGUAUUAUUUGCAGAAGGAUAUAAACGUGAAGAUUUAUUUAUCACUACUAAAGUAUGGCCAUCAUUCCAUCAUAGUCCUGAGAAAUCCUUGGACGAAUCAUUGUCUGAAUUAGGAAUUGAUUAUGUGGAUUUAUUUUUACAACAUUGGCCCGUUUGUCUUUCAGGGGAUGAAAAUGGGUUGCCAGCUGGCCCAAAGAAUGAGGACGGAAGCUUGAAGUAUGAUGAUGAUCCGGUUGAUGGAGUAAAAUUCCUCGAGACUUACAGUAAGCUUGAAGAUCUUAAGGCAACUAAUAAGGUUAGAUCAAUAGGUGUUUCAAAUUACUCUAUUCCUAAAUUGAGAAAAUUAUUGCAAAAUGCUAAGAUUAUUCCUGUUGUCAAUCAAAUUGAAUAUCAUCCUCAAUUACCCCAGCAAGACUUAGUUGACUUCUGUGCUAAGCAUAAGAUUUUGAUUGAAGCAUAUAGUCCUGUUGGUAGUACAGGAGCACCUGUGCUUAAACUUCCGUACAUUAAUGAAUUAGCAGAAAAGUAUGGGGUCAGUGUAAACGAGAUUGCUAAUGCUUAUCAUAUACUCCAAGGCAGAAUCACUUUACCCAGAUCAUCAAACCUUGAAAGAAUUAAGACAAAUGUCAGGUUGCCUCAAUUAACCAAGGAUGAAUUAGAUAAAUUAUAUCAAAUUGGUGUUGAGAACCCUACUAGAUAUAUUACUGAUCCAUGGGGCUACGGACUCGGAUUUAAAUGGUGGAAAGGUGAUAUCUUGAGUAAAGAAUUUGAUUAG